AUGUUGUUAUCACGAUACGCGAUUGCCUCGUGGCUGGCCUCCGUAGCUUUGGCUGCCCCCAACCCUCCCGCAGCGCCAGCCGAGUGCGAGCCGAAGACGGAGACUCUCGUUCAUACGGUUCACGUACCUACCACAGUCCACGAGGUCAAGCACGAAACCGAGACUCGAGUCCACACGGUUCAUGCACCACCGGUCACGCAUACUCAGGUGGUGCAUGUCCCUACUACAGUCCACGAGGUCAAGACGGAGGUUAAGACGGAAGUCAAACAUGAGAUCAAGACCGAAGUCAAGACAGAAGUCAAACAUGUCACGGUACCAACAACAGUCAAGGAGACGGUUCAUAUCACCGCGCCGCCUCAAAUAGUCAAGGAGACCGUCCACGUCACGGCUACUGUCACGCAAGAGAAGAUCAAGACCGAGAAAGUGGUCGAGACGCAGAAAGAGGUGGCCACAAAGAUCGAGAAGGUCGUUCAUACUCAGACCGUGGCAGUGACUGCACCGCCUGUUCAUGUCACGCAAGUUGUCACGAAAGAGGUCCCCGUCGAGAAGGUUAUUACGCAUACUUUGCCGCCAGUUACCCGAGAAGUCACCAAAGAGCUGCCACCCGUCGUUCAUACCCAGACAGUGGCAGUGACUGAGACGCAGAAGGAGACGAUACCAGUCACCCACGUCCAAACUCAGAUUCAUACUCAGACCGCCGUACAGACCGUCGUUCACACCGCGCCACCUCUUGUUCAUACAAUUACCACGGAGCGCGUUGUUUCGAUGCCGGUCACGGUUCCGGUCCACGUUACCCAGACUCUCACUCAAACCCACGUGGUGACCUCGGUUCACCAGGUCCCCGUCGAAAAGAUCAUUACCCAAGUCGCUACAGUCACGAGCGUCAAUCACGUAACUCUGCCACCCCAGAUUGUCAAGGAAACUCUUCAUGUUACCUUGCCGCCCCAGGUGGUCACGAGUGUCAACCAUGUUACUCUCCCGCCCCAGGUGGUGAAGGAGACUCUACACGUCACCUUACCGCCCCAAACCGUCACAAGAGAGCUGCCGCCGGUUGAGAAGAUUAUUACCCAUGCGGUCACAGUCACCAGCGUCAACCACGUCACUCUACCUCCCCAGAUUGUCAAGGAGACUCUGCACGUAACUCUGCCGCCUCAGGUUGUUACUAAGGAGCUGCCUGUCGAGAAGAUUAUCACACACACGGCCACAGUCACCAACCAUCUCACGGCACCUCCCCAGAUCGUCAAGGAGACUCUUCAUGUCACCUUGCCGCCGCAAACCAUCACAAAGGAGCUCCCCGUUGAGAAGAUCAUCACCCACGUGGCGACUGUGGUCCAGACUCAGCACCAGGUCUCGACUGUCACAGCCCACAUCACCCUCCCGCCUCACGUCGUCAAGGAGACUCAGACGGUUCAUCAGCAAGUCCCGGUCCACAUCACGCAAGUCGUCAGUCACUGCGCAACAACCGUGACCGCGGGCGCUGGACACGUGGUAUCCCCUCCCCCGGCCGCUCAUCCCAUGCCGCCCCCGGCCCACGAGGCACCGCCGCCGGCACAUACCAUGGCACCCCCUCCUCCUGUACACACACCUCCGGCAGCAGUCCAUCCCGCUCCGGUAGCGCCUCCGGCUCACGAGAUGCCCCCGGCUCACUCGGCGCCUCCGGUUCACACGAUGGCUCCUCCCGCGCACACCAUGGCUCCCCCCGUACAUACAAUGGCUCCUCCCGUACACACGAUGGCUCCUCCUGCACACACGAUGGCUCCCCCGCCAGCUGAGCACACACCUCCUGCCGCAGCCCCCCCUGCAGCGCCCGCUCACCAGAUGCCCCCGGUCGCCGAGGCCCCUCCGGCGGAGGCCAUGCCUGCUCAUCCCCCAGCGGCUGCGCCAGUCGCUCCUCCCACUCACGAGAUGCCGGCUGCCCCUCCAGCUCACCAAGCACCUCCCGCAGAAGCACCGGCAGAGAAGCCUGCGGAGAAGCCAGAGGAGAAACCUGCCGAGCAGCCCGCUGAGAAGCCUGCUGAGGCCGAGAAGCCUGCCGAAGCAGAGAAGCCCAAGAUGAGAUUCAUGAGAAGGUUUUAA
Messenger RNA from Colletotrichum karsti, 2076 nucleotides. RefSeq lists its product as uncharacterized. The coding region runs from base 1 to 2076 and encodes 691 amino acids. Lineage: Eukaryota; Fungi; Ascomycota; Sordariomycetes; Glomerellales; Glomerellaceae. The record is from RefSeq and is a predicted model, not a curated record. The transcript has a single exon.